AUGUUUGAGCGACUCAGAUUCGGAAAAUACAAUGAAGCGCUUGAAGUGAUCAUCUUGGGAUCGAUGCUAACAAGGAUGGAUGAUAAUCCGGAGCUCGGGCUAACGCUGGACGUGAUUGGGGAGACUGAAAUGAAGAAGAAAGCGAAUCGGGGAGCGAAUCCGAUUUUGACGACGAAGAACUCUUCCAACAAUCUGCUCCCUCGAAAGUUCAAGGAUGGAUCCGUCGUUGAAAAGAUUCCAAACUUCAAGCAAAAAAAUUGUCCCAUCGAUGUCACACCCGCGACAGCGACAAUUUCAAACAAUGAUGUUUACGAAUUUGAGGGGUCGUGUCACAGAAACGACGCGAAAGUUGACAAGAAAGCUGAACGACCUAAAAACGCGAAAAAGGAGAAGAAAGAAAAAACAAAGCCCGCAAUUGAGCUAAACGACAAGAAAGUGCCGGUGGCUGAAGAAACAAAUGAAGCUCAUCAAACGAACAAAGACGAAGCAGAGGCUCUUGGAAAAGUGAUCGAGAAGAGGAGACGACAAUCAAUUGAAGGUUACAUCACUCGUGAGCGUCCACCACAAGCGAAAGUGCAAAAGACAAAAAAUGAACAGGAGGCUCGCAAAAAUCUUGAAGAGUUUCAACAGCAGAGUCAACGAGCUUUAUCGCAUAAGAUGAAUGCCGAGUUUGGUGAAAGUUGCGAUAUUGUCACGAAACGAGUUCGCCCACCAAUUCACAAAGAAGACGAGCAUAAUGAUGAAAAUAUGGAAAUUAAUGAAGAAUCCGAUAACGUCUUAUCGGCAGCAAAGUGCAAUCUGAGUGCCAGAAGUGCCGAUCCGGAAGAAAUAACCAUCGAAGACGAUGAUGUUUCGAUGUCGGAUUUACACGCACCAAUGAAUUGUACUCCAAAAACAACCAAAACGAUCGACGAUAAGACUCCAAAAACAUUUCAACGACUGUCAAUUAACAAGGAAAACGAAGUUGAUUUGACGCCGACACGAAGAAUGGACACUUCCAGAAAUGUUCCAGAAGAGCCAGAAAUACUUCCUGCAAGUGUAGACAUGGAAUGUGACAAGAAUGAAUCGUUGGUCAAACAAGAGUCUUCGCAAAGUUCAGAACUGAACGACUUAUUUGAUGAUCUUGUUGAAACGCCAAAGAAGUUUAAUUCUGACGUUGCGAAUUCAUCUCUAGUUUCGAAGAAUUUGUUUCAAGAUGAAGACGAUCGAGCCAAAAUUAAAGAACCAACUGAUGAUGCAAAGUCGAAAUGGAAAGACGGCCGCUUGAUUCUCACUUGCCUCAAUCCAGAUGAAUGGGCGCCAUGGAAAGGAACCGAACUUCUAAAUGCGCAAAACGUCCACCGCAUUUCGAACUUGGAAAAAGUGUUGAAAGAGUUUAAAGCCUCUUGGUCAGUCAUUGGACUGGAAACUGGGCGGGAUUACCUGGCGUGUUUCCCUGGUAAAAAACCGGAGCCCAUUUUGGAACAUGAAUCGAUUGGACGAAGGAGCAUUGUGCUGCCUCAUAAUGAUGAAAAAUGGCCAAUUUCUGAUUACCGGAAGAAUUUGUCGUUGCGCCGUUUUUACGAGUUUUUCUUCGAAAGCAAGUUAUCCCAAGAUGAUACUGAAAAAGAAUUUUCUGAGAUAAGAUUCCUGUUCACAACCUUUCAUGGCAAUGAAAUGCAACUGCGUGGCUUAGAAAAGUUUUGGGAAAAGUGCGGAUGGCGAUACAGCAAGACAUUCCAGUACAUAUGUCGUCUUGUCAGUGAAAUGGAGGAUAUGCUUCCAAAGGAGUUACCGCUGCUCUACGCGGAUAUUCAAUCUAUGACGUUUACCCUCAAACAAUGCACAACACUCCUUGCGAUGGCCUUCCUUGGUUUCUUUCGUCCACUGAAAAGGGAGGAGUGUCCGCGUUUCGACUUUUUUGCCAUUUUCGCUAGUACUUCGCCUCUAGCGCAGCAAAAGCUGCAUUUCAUCUUUAAUUACUUUAAAGAGUGUCUUCGAUGUGAAACGGAGAAUAACGGCGAUCGAGACCAUUGUAUUACUUUUUAUCGUCGAAGACUCCGAGAAGCUGAUUUUGUGAACUGGACCCAAUCAGAUACAUUGUUGUGGAAUAGUAAUAUGGUCUUGACAAAAACGACGCCGAUCGAGGAUUAUUACAAUGCAACUCAUUUGGAUUUUGCCAAUAAGUACAUCGGUGGUGGGGUGUUAACAGAAGGAGCUGUUCAGGAAGAAAUUCGACUACUCUGUUGUCCGGAUGCGCUCGUCGCCUUGUUGUUUUCCCCGAGGAUGAAUGAUCAAGAAUCGAUUCACAUUAUUGGAGCUCCGACUAUUAGCGGUUACAAAGGUUAUUCGCAAACCCUUGAAUUUGUGCCCUUGCAAAAUAAAGAUAGAAGAGUGUACCGAGAUGUGGAUAAAUUUAAUCGAUGCAAUACGGAAAUUCUGGCGAUCGAUGCGUUGGAUCUCUAUAGCAAACAUCAAUCUUAUCAAUACAGCGGAAAGGGGAUUGAUCGAGAGUUAAACAAGGCAUUUACCGGCUUUUACAACGAGGACAACACAAAGAGAGGACGUCCGUUGGCAACUGGAAAAUGGGGAUGCGGAGCGUUUGGAGGCGAUCCAUUUUUAAAAGCUCUGAUUCAAUGGAUGGCGGCGGCUGAGUGUAAUCGGGAUCUCGUCUUCGUCGUGAUGGAUGACAGUCGAUUGGUCGACACGUUAGACGCAUACAUCGUCAUGUUCAAGAAAUUCAACAUGACUGUUGGUGCCUUAUACAAAUUGUUGCUCACCUACCAAUGGAAGCCACCAAACUCCCUUGCUCACGUUUCACUUGAACAAUACAUUAUCGAUCAGAUGCACGACUCAUACGAUGGAGAUCUAUUAAAGGCA
Messenger RNA from Mesorhabditis belari, 2859 nucleotides. NCBI's taxonomy places the organism in Eukaryota, Metazoa, Nematoda, Chromadorea, Rhabditida, Rhabditidae. The record is from the annotation of a GenBank genome assembly.